This is a messenger RNA of Pogoniulus pusillus (Red-fronted tinkerbird), 4245 nucleotides long. RefSeq names its product abhydrolase domain containing 18 (gene ABHD18). Bases 157 to 1551 code for a protein of 464 amino acids. The transcript has 13 exons. Lineage: Eukaryota; Metazoa; Chordata; Aves; Piciformes; Lybiidae. The record is from RefSeq and is a predicted model, not a curated record.
CAGAUCCUGGACUUUUUUUUUUAACUGCAUAACCUGCUGACCAAGAAACCAGAUUUGAGGUUUUGGGUUUGGUUUGCCUUUUUUUCUUUUACCUCCUUCCUAAUUGGAAGAGCACAGCAGUGGCUCCUUGCUCACUUCAAUGUCAGUUUGCUGCUAAUGGGUGUAAGUAAAUUAGAUGUCUUGUACAGAAAGCUGCUCCUCACUAAACUUUUCAUCAGAGGAUGGGGAAAGCCAGAGGAUCUGAAAAGAAUAUUUGAAUUCAGAAAGAUUAUUGGAAACAGGGAAAAAUGCCAGACGCUGGUUUCCAAAGACUAUCCAGUGUUCAUUGACAAGGUUGAGCUGCAGUCCGACUGUAAAAUCCUUGAGGGCCACUUUCUUUCCCCGCUAGCUCAUUGUGUCCCAGGUAUCCUACCAGUUGAAUCUCUUGUAGCAAGAUUUCAGUUUAUCAUACCCAGAAGAUGGAACAGCAAGCACAGACCUGUGUGCAUUCAUUUAGCGGGCACUGGAGAUCAUCAUUUCUGGAGGAGACGCACGUUAAUGGCACGCCCAAUGAUUAAAGAAGCUUGCAUGGCUUCCCUAUUGCUAGAAAAUCCUUACUAUGGCUGUAGAAAACCUAAGGAUCAAUUACGUUCUUGUUUAAAAAACGUCUCGGAUCUGUUUGUGAUGGGAGGAGCUCUUGUGCUAGAAUCCGCAGCUCUGUUGCACUGGCUGGAGAGAGAAGGCUACGGACCACUAGGGAUGACUGGAAUAUCCAUGGGAGGACAUAUGGCUUCACUGGCAGUGACAAACUGGCCUAAACCAUUGCCAUUGAUUCCCUGUCUUUCCUGGUCAACAGCUUCUGCAGUCUUCACUACGGGCGUGUUGAGCAAGGCAGUGAACUGGAGAGAGCUAGAGAAACAGUAUUUUACACAAACUGUUUAUGAAGAAGAAAUCAUUCAAAUGCUGGAAUACUGUGGAACGGAUUCUUUCAAGAUGGGACAAGACUUUGUUAAAAACUUCCCUGAGAGCGUGGGCAGUCUGGAGGAUGUGGAUUUUACUUCCAGAAUGUUUGACCUUGAUUCCUCAAACAAGAUUGUAUCUAAGGAAGCUGUUCACAGCUUUGCCACAAAUAAAAAUACUCUAAGUGCCUCAUCAGAAAGACUCUUAAUACAAGAAGCUCCUAAAAUGCAGUGCAUAAAUCAAACCUUUUCAACCAGUAGCAGUAGCAAUAAAAACUUCACCAUCCCACAAGGACACUGGAUAAAUAAAAGAAGAAAGAGUGACACUUUGCAGAGAGAAUCCUUAAGGUUCAUGAAAGGAGUAAUGGAUGAAUGUACCCAUGUAGCUAACUUCUCAGUUCCAGUUGACCCAAGUUUGAUCAUAGUUGUACAAGCUAAGGAGGAUGCAUAUAUUCCUCGAACUGGGGUGCGCAGCCUUCAGGAAAUUUGGCCUGGGUGUGAAAUCAGGUAUCUAGAUGGAGGUCAUGUCAGUGCCUACCUCUUCAAACAAGGACUCUUUAGACAAGCUAUUUAUGAUGCCUUUGACCGCUUCCUUCAGAAAUACACCGUUUGAAAACCUUCAUACCAAAUUCAAACUGAUCUCAUUUGUAUUUCCACUUACUGGAACUUGUAUUUGGAAAACAAAGCCUCUUGCAACAUUGAGUAGAUGAUCAGUGACUUCGUUGUAGGUAACAAUUACCAAACAUGGUGCAGUACCAGCAUUGCUUUCAUUUCAACCAAAUGCCAUUCUGACACACUUCCUUCAGCUUUACCUGUGGAAAAAUGAUGGCAGCAUUUGUUAGUGCAUGGAUGGUUCAUCUCCUUCCUGUUCAAACACAUUGUGUAUUCCCUUAACUCUGAAUAAAUUCUGAAUUGUGCAUCAGUUGAAAAUAGAUCAGUCUAAACACUCAAAGAAUGUAACAUUUCUGCAGGGCUAAGAUACUCUGGUAUUUAGUGUUAUUUCUGGUUUGUUCUGGGUACUUUGGUUUCCUCUUGCAUCGUCAUCCCCUUGCUGUUCCUGUUGUGUUGUACUAUGGCUUUGCCAGCGCUUGGCCUUUUGUGUUUGUCACUGAUUUUCUCUAUUGUGAGUUAAAAAUGAGCUAUGACAGAAGUGGCAACAUCAAAUCUUACAAAGAGAGACUUCAAAAUUCAGUGAAGAGUGAUAGAGAGGCAUUUUCAUUCGAUGUGUCCAUGAGAUUUUUCUGCUGCUGAAUUUAACUCUGCCGUUCCAGAAGAGUCAUGUAGUAAUUCAGCUACUGGCUUCACAAAACUGGAAUAAGGGAAAAUUAAGUGUCUAGUAGUUAAUUGUUUACAGACAUUUGGUUGGAUAACUUUUUCUUCUAGUUUUUGGCUGUUGCUUUUUUUUUCAAGUGCUCAAGGAAAUAAAAAUGUGAUCAUUUUUCUGUAGAAACAGUGGCACAAAAAGUCUGAUUCUAAGCAUUUAAAUGAAGAGCAGAUUAUAUGGUGCUAUGAAGACCUGUUGGAAGUAUUUCAACAGAGGUCCUUUUUAAAGUGCACUCAGUGCUGAUAUGCAAAAUACUGUUUCAAUGUAUAAUAUUAAAAAUGUCUUUGAGACUAAGUGGUAUCAAAACAGGUCAGCUCCUUAUUUUCCAACACUUUUACUAAUUGGAUGGAAAAUGGAAACAAAUAGGGUAAGGAACACAGUUAACAAAAUCCAGAGUUUGCCAUUAACCUCUUUUGGAAUAAAAAUGCCAACUAAUUACAGUAGAGGAAAAGAUUGCCAUGCAUCAACUAUGAUAUCUCUCUCCACCUUAUUUUGUGGUAAUCCCCCAUGGGAUUCUUUUAAAGACAAGUUGAAAACUGAAACACUUCAGUAUUAAUUUUAAUAUCAUAAUGACCAGAGUUGCACAGAAACAAAGAGGAAAAAAAACAGCCUGUUGUACACCUUUCAGAUCAAGCACUUUAUUGAUCUCCAUGGUUAGCAUAAUGUUUUUUAACAGGCAGAGCAUGAAGCGAGCAAAGCUCAGCUUGUAGAAAUACAUCGCCUUGAAUUUUAGUCAGGCAGACAAGACUAGUAAGAAAUCAAGGUUCACUUGGAAAAAAUCAGAUAAGUACAGGUAAAACUGAAGUGCAACAGUUUGUAGUAGCCCAAAAUAUUUAACAUGCAAAUUCACUCAUAAAUUAAUUUCUAUUCUCUUGAAAAUUAAAUUGCUUAAGUGAUUUUUUGUAAUUUCUUUAGAUGCUGUUGGUUUCUCUAUAUUGGGAGCAAACGUAAAGUGACUAGCACAUUAAAACAGAGUAAAACAUUGAAUGUUGGAAGGUUUGAAAACAGAGUUAAGUAAGGUAACAAAUAGAACAUAACAGGUUUGAAUGCUGUACUGAAAGAUUUAUGGGCUUGAUGUGUUACAAGCUCAUUCAUCAGCAGAGUGUGUUACAACUGUCUGCUGUUCACCGGCUUUUUUAGAUCUCACAUUUUAAAUGUAUUUAUAUGCUUUAUGUCCUGUUUCUGUUGCAGCUAUGAGAAAGGGAGAUAACUGGUGGCAAGGGAAAGGGCUUGAACAAAUGGAAGAGAGAAAAGGCAGAUUUUGUAAGGCAGGGAGUAAGCGCACAAAAAUCAACUUCUCUACCCUACAAAGUAUAACAUCCAAAGUAAAUAUUUUCAAAGCGCACAAUACUAGGAAUCACACAACUGGUGGGAACUUGACAUCCUGAGGUUAGUGUUCUGAUGAUAUUACUAACAAGGUUUAACUUGCCAAAAGAGCAUACUGCUCACAGAAGCAGAUUUAUGCCAAUGCAGCUCCUGUUUGUGAGAGUGUCUUUUUGGGUAAGUAGUGAAAGGCUGGUCUGGGACCAGAAUGCAAAAUCCUACUUUGCUGUGUAGCUCAAGUAGUAUUGCCAAAUGUGAAAGCCCAGUAAGAAGCAUCUAAGAAAUAUCUCAGGUUGGAAUAACAAAAGGGAAAAAUAAGUUCUGUGGUCUUUUCCUGCCAGUUAUCAGACACAGGAGGCUAUUAAUUGGUCUGUGGAGGGGGAAGUCUUGCUGUGUAAAUGUUUUUAACCUUUGGAAAAUUGACUUUUUAAAACAGAUUUUAAGGUUAAAUCCUCAGAAAGUGUUAUUAAUAAUCCAUUUUGAUGUAAAAUGAGAAUGUGAUUUUAAUCCAGCAAUUGCCUGAGAAAAAUAUUGGGCUAAGGUUCCUGCACUUAAUCCAAACAGCAGGUAAACCAUUCUGUAUGCCUGAAAUUGAUUGUAAAAUUUGCCUUGAUUAUUUUUUGGUUUUAAUGUUUUUCAAUAAAAGUGCUAAAAAACCCA